AUGUUCAAAAGCGCAUGGGUUCUCGGCUGCGCGAAGUUAAAAAAAGAAGUAAAGGAAUCGGAGGCAAAGGUUCUGGGAAGUUAACAGAUAAACUAAUCAAAAAUUUAACUUUGUAUUACGGUCUUGCCAUCCGAAGACACCCCGAUUCAGCCGAGGAAAUGAAAAAGGCUGUAUGGGCAACUUUCCAUCAUAAAUGCUCCACAGACGACGAACCGAAGCACGAGAACUGCCCGCGAGGAGGAAACAGCUGGUGUAAGUGGCGUGUCGCCGAAGCUACGGGACUCAACGAUUUCCACCAUGAACCUGCCCUUCAAGAAUCUGUCCAAAAAGCCAUUCGACCGGUGUAUGAGGCUCUUUCGAGUGACGACUUAUUACAAAGGUGCACCGGCGGAAACACACAAAAUGAUAAUGAAAGUUUUAACGCCAUCAUUUGGAAACUUUCUCCUAAACACACUCAUUGCGGUGUACAAACGAUUCAAAUAUCAGCAUAUAUAGCUGCUGGUAUCUUCAAUGAAGGCUGCUCAUCAAUUUUGAGAACGAUGAAUACACUGGGAAUCGUUAUUGGUAACUACAGCAGGAGCUUCGCCGAGAAAACGGACGACAAACGCAUCACGGCAGGGGAGCAAAAAUUGUCGGAACACGCAAAACGAGCAAGAACUGAAAAAAUGACCUUGGAGAUUGAAAGUAACGCGCUCUUCGAAGAAGAAGAAGGAAUUCUGUAUGGUACUGGAAUAGCUGAUUAGAAUCACUUGGCGAGGCUGCAGAAGGUGCCGCGCACAACACAUCGCGCCGGGAGCGGACUUCUUUGACGAGAUCUGGAGCCGCCAUUUUCAAUUAUUUUAUUACGAAACAAUUCAACAUAAUACUUCAUUUAUAUAUAAACUAAACUCAUAAAAAAAAAUUUCGCAAAAUAAUUUAUUUUGUAUUCAAAAAAAAAUCCGGAAAUUGAAGCAUUUUUAUUGCCUUUGGACGGGAACCUCCCCUUAAAUGAACAGGAAUAUCCAAUCGGGAAAUGCUAUAACAUUGAAAAGAAUGUUAUAUAUCAUAUAUAUGUAUGAUCCGCCUUAUUUAAUAAAGGGUAUACGAAAUAAUUUGCUAACAAAAAAUUUGGUAUGGAAGCAAGAUGGUGAUUGUAUCAAAGCAAAAUGGGAGGUUAUUUAUAAUGUCUAUUUAUUGGAUAAUGCUUCAGGUGAAUUAAGACUGCCAAAGUUAACAGAAGAGCACUGUGAUCCCAAAAAGAUUUUAAAGAAAAUGAAGAUUGCAAAUGCAACUCAAUUAUUAGUUAGCUGCCAAUAUAAAUGUUAUGGCAAAAACAGGUAAUGUGCUAUUGUUAUUACGUGUAGUACAUGAAAAGUAUAACUUUUAUUUCAUUACAUACAUUUUAUCCAUGGUGUUUUAUAGUAACCUAAUUCUAAGGUAUUGUUUGUAGGACUAUACAGCGAUAUAUUUUUAAACAAAUCUGCCAUUGGGACAGCAAAAGCAAUCAAAUUUCUUGACAAUCUCUUGGACAGCGUU
This is a messenger RNA of Onthophagus taurus, 1515 nucleotides long. Lineage: Eukaryota; Metazoa; Arthropoda; Insecta; Coleoptera; Scarabaeidae. The record is from RefSeq and is a predicted model, not a curated record.